Messenger RNA from Dentiscutata heterogama, 780 nucleotides. The record is from the annotation of a GenBank genome assembly. NCBI's taxonomy places the organism in Eukaryota, Fungi, Glomeromycota, Glomeromycetes, Diversisporales, Gigasporaceae.
AUGCCGAAAGCAAUUUCUUCUCAAAAAACUUUAGCAAGACGUUUCCAUUUACAAGGAAUAGAUUCUGCUAACUUACAACCAAUCACAAUACAUAGUUCUUCUUUGGUUCAAAAUGUUGAACCGCAAAAACAGAAACUUGUUAGUCCUCCACCUACUUUAGUUUUACCUUUCCCACCUCAAAUAAAUCCUGAGGAUUUAAUGAACUGUAAAACUCGUAAGCUUCCUUCGAAGCCACCAAAUGCUUUCUUUAUUUAUCGUAAAGUAUAUACAAAGGAAUUGGUUGCUCAAAAUUUGAGAUUUAAAAUGACUGAUGUUUCUCCUUGGGUUUCGAUCUCUUGGAAACGUGAAUCAAAUGAAGUAAAAGAUAAAUAUAAAGCAAUCGCUAAAGAAGUACGCCAACUCUACAAACAAUUAAAAUUGAACUCUGGUCAAGUCGAGGAUAACUCUAGUUCUACUUGUGAAUCAUCUCCUUCAUCAGGGUCUUCUUCUCCACCUCUUUCAGAUAAUCAAUAUUUAUCUUCAUUAUUUUGGAUAAUGCCUACGGAUACAGAUUUCUUUCAAUCUUCCGAAUUUCCUACAUCACCUGAAUAUUUUUCUUUAUGGCAAGAUGAUAAUAAUACUUUCCAAAGCCUAUCUCCUAGUAUGUAUGAAAAUUUAAAUACUGAUUUAUCAUACGAAUCAUACGAGUUUAUAGACUUGGAUUAUUCACAAUACCUCAACGAACAACUUGACGUUGAACAACCUUUGAUACAAACUGAGUGUCUAACUUCUUUCGAAUAA